AUGGAGCGUUGGAACGGUCGUGUAGCUGUCGUGACAGGUGCAAGUUCCGGUAUUGGAGCGGCGAUCGCAAAGGAUCUCGCCAAAGCCGGCAUGAUUACCAUUGGCCUAGCCCGUCGUGUUGAACGCGUUGAAGAACUACGAAAGGAUCUGUCGGAAGAUGCGGCCAAAAGGCUGCACGCUUUGAAGUGCGAUGUGUCGAAAGAAGCGGACGUAGACGCUGUGUUUAAAUCGAUCGAGGAAAAGUUCGGUGGCUGUGAUGUGCUGGUAAAUAAUGCCGGAAUCAUGCGAUCGACCAAUCUACUAGACGUCGGAAACACAUCCGAUAUUAAAGCCGUGCUGGACACCAACGUGACCGGUUUGGUGCUAUGCAGUCAGCGGGCGUAUCAAUCGAUGGUCAAACGAUCGGUAGAUGGACACAUCGUUCAUAUUAGCAGCAUCGCUGGCCACAUGGUACCGAAUUUCCCGAAAUUAAACGUUUACUCAGCAUCCAAACACGCCGUCAAGGCCAUUACGGAAACGAUGCGCCAGGAGAUGAGAGAU
This is a messenger RNA of Anopheles cruzii, 540 nucleotides long. Its product is annotated as farnesol dehydrogenase-like. The record is from RefSeq and is a predicted model, not a curated record. Lineage: Eukaryota; Metazoa; Arthropoda; Insecta; Diptera; Culicidae. The transcript has a single exon. Gene Ontology annotation, molecular function: oxidoreductase activity. The annotation marks the transcript as partial.